AUGGAUAAAGAGAAUGAUUUGCAAAUUUGCUACAAGCUGACAGAGGAGCACUUGAGUGUCCAGAGAAUUGAGCGUCAAAAUGUGAGGAAAGCCAACCAGUUGGUGUCUCACACGACAGCAGCUGCUCUGAAUCAUUACCUGAAGGGUGAUGGGAGUCUUAUUCUGUAUGAUGACGAAGAAGAAUUCAAUAAAGACUCAGUUGUACCAGACAAUUUGAAAGAAGAAUUGAUUGAGCUGGAAAAACAUCUACUACAUUUGAAGGAUAUCACCGAGGUUCUGACAAUUGCUGAUAUUUAUCCAAGAAUGAAACUGCAAAAUGACACUAGAAAUGCCUUGCUAGAUAUGGUCAAACAGCAAGACUCACUCGGAGAAAAACUACUGGAACAAAAUACCGAGUUAUUUGCUUGCUGCGAACAUCUUGAGCAGACAAUAGUGCCAUCCACAGAAAGUUUCAAGAUAGAACAACAGAAGUUGGUUGAAGAAACAAAUAAAAUGAUAGAAGAUAAGAAACUUGCAGAGCAAGAGAGAGAAUACAUAGGAGCAUAUGUGUCAGACAUAAGGAUGGGUUUGAUAACACUCAACAGAAAGUUGGACCGGGUUGAUAGGCUGUCAAGAUACGAAGCACAGUUGAAUAAAUUGGAGAAUCCAUGCGUUUCUGAGACCAAUGACAUACUUCCAUCUUCAACAACUGAUCCGCUUUCGAUUUUGGAAAGUGUGAACACAAAACUACUGAUGCUGGUAAAUAGGUACAAGCUGAUUGAUGUUCCGUUAACCAAUGCACAAUAUUUGAGAGGCAAAAAGAAACUUGAGCAGCAAAUCAUUCAGAUCAAUGCCACCGAAGUUGUGGAGGAUGUUUAUGAACACGCUAUGUCUGAGAUUCUGAAAGAAGUGGUAAUGAUAGAAGAUCCAUCAGUGCCAUCUAGAGCUGACAUAAAGAAACAGAGCGCCAGAAUUGUACGUUUGUUGGGAUCAGAAGAAUGAUCACAUUCAUUGAGUGAUAUUUAUAUGAAAGGAAUCAUCACUUUUUCUUCUUCACGAUACGUUUAUUAGCUCUUAAGCAAUAUAAUAAUCAUGGUCACAAUUAGUGAUGAAAAAUUCUAUGCUUGUUCAUUUCAUAAAUGUUUCAAGGACAAUUUCAACUUAUAGCUUUCAAUCCUAUCAUCAAUUAUUAUGAUUGUUUUCAUCAAUAAUGUCGAGAACCGUUUGAAUUAUUUGACUCUUUCAAUUUUUCAAUUAUCGAUAAAUUGGAGUGAAAUUUUGAGGAUGUGAUUUUUCUUUCUAUUAAAAUGAUAAAUAUUUGAGGUUCGUUGAAAAAGACUCAUUUAUUUUUUGGUGCAAUAGAAUUUAUUGUAAUUAAAAAUCAAUAUAGUUAUGUUAAAUUAUUAUAGUUGUUUUUGAUUAUGGAAGUUUUCACUUGAAAAUAUUGUGAUUUGUGAGACAUUUUUGAGUUUAGCAUUUUCACUUAAUCACAUAAAAC
Messenger RNA from Nilaparvata lugens (brown planthopper), 1477 nucleotides. RefSeq lists its product as uncharacterized. The coding region runs from base 1 to 981 and encodes 326 amino acids. The transcript is spliced from 6 exons. The record is from RefSeq and is a predicted model, not a curated record. NCBI's taxonomy places the organism in Eukaryota, Metazoa, Arthropoda, Insecta, Hemiptera, Delphacidae.